Molecule: messenger RNA, 630 nt
Organism: Lathyrus sativus (Indian pea)
Lineage: Eukaryota; Viridiplantae; Streptophyta; Magnoliopsida; Fabales; Fabaceae
Source: the annotation of a GenBank genome assembly
AUGUUCGGACUCUCCCAACCCGCUCCUGAUUCUCCCAAGUCCACCAUCAAAUUCCUCUGUAGCUACGGCGGCAAAAUCCUCCCUCGUUAUCCCGACGGCAAACUCCGCUACCUCGGUGGUCACACACGCGUCGUCUCCGUCGAUCGCUCUGUUCAAUUUUCCGAACUGCUUCCGAAACUGGAAGAACUCUGUGGUUCAUCCGUGACGCACUUCCGCUGCCAGUUGCCCGCCGAAGAUCUAGACGCUUUGGUUUCCAUAACCUCCGACGAGGAUCUCGUCAACCUAAUCGAAGAAUACGAUCGUACCGCAUCGCCGCAAUUGCCGUUGAAGAUCAAAGCGUUCAUUUCACCGCCGAGAUCUUCUAACAAGGUUUCCAAACCUCCGUUACCAACUAUUUCAAAAACAAAAUCUGUCUCUUCUUCCUCCUCCGCGUCGUCAACAUCGUCUUCAUCGUCUUAUUGUAGCAUUACCGGUGGAAGUUCUAGUCGGAAGUACACGACGGCACCACCGGUAGUUAACCGCUGCGUUCAUCAUAUGUCGCAAGCGCAACAGACUAUGAAUCAUCUGAACAUGGAGAGAACUUCCGGGAGGAAUAUUCUCCUGCAGCGCAACUGCAAUCACUGGCAAUAA